AUUAAAAUGUUUCAUUACAUGGACUGGAUAGAAAAUAACCGGAAAAAAGCAGCAGCCAAAGUGACUUGAAAUACAAUUCAGUGUCAGGUUAUAUUAUUUAAAGAUAACUGACAGCAGAAAGACUUAUUAGAGAGUCAUAUAUUGCCAUAUAUUAACUAUUAAAUACUCUAACUUGAAGUUAUUUUAAAGAUACCCUUUUUUUGUUAGUUGUGUGAAACACCCUGAAAGGCUGCUCUUCACAUUGUUCUUCCUUCUGUUGUUUUUAACCUGAUAGCUGCACUCAGGAAAUGGGCUAUCCUUUUAAAGUUUCAGAGGCUCAGGUGUCGGUGCAGACAAAGUAGAGAAUAAAUGUUUCAUGAUGAUGUGGGACGAUAGGAAUCUUUCACCUCACUGGGGUUUCAGUCUCUUUUACAUUGCCUGAGGUGUAACCUGUAAAAGAGAAAAGAUGUUUUCAGGUAGAUGUAUCAUUUUUCCUCCAUGCCCUCAAAAAACACUGAGAUUUGGCAUCAGCAUAGAACACUUUUUAGAAGUUGGGGAGGGACCUUCAUCCUCCUCUGAUUCACCAGUACAGGUAGCACAUAUAUAUAUAUAUAUAUAUAUAUAUAUAUUAUAUCAGAUGUAUUCAGAGUCAGAUAUGCUAACAGGUGUCAGGAUGAGGGUAGUAGUUCUGUUUGUACUGGGAGUACUGGGUUGCAGCCUAGCUGGAGCUCGAAUUGUGUCCAAAUGUGAACUGAGGAAUGAGCUGCUGCUGGCGAUGGAAAACCUGACUGACACGGUGAAGCAGUCAGGACUGGCUGGUGAAAAUCUGGUGGCCAAGAUUGUAUGUUAUGCGGGAGUGGCAUCUGAUUUUAACACCAGUGCAGUGAAUGAGCUGAGCCAGAAGAUGGGAGGCCGUCACAGCCAUGGGAAGAGGAAUGCUGCCUCUGGUGGCUUUUUCGGGUUGGCUGAGGAGGAAGGCCAACUGACCACAGUCCAGCCCCCGGUGCGAGGCCGACGCCACUCUAAUCUGCAGCAAAGUAGCGAGGAAGAGGAGGAGGUUUGGACCCAAUAUGGUCUUUUCCAGCUCUGUAAUGGGCUGAUCUGCAGUGAUGGCAUCACGAAAUCUCCCAACAUCUGUGGGAUAGAUUGUCUCAACUUGACUGAUGAUAAUAUAACUGAUGACAUCAACUGUGUGUUGAAACUCUUCACUGAUCUCGUUAAAAAUGGCUUCAGGUCAGCAAACUGGAAGGAGUUGAGCAAAGUCUUCAAGCUCAUCUUCCAGGAGCAUUGCAAAGAUAUACAAGCCUCUAAAUACUUCGCUGAGUGCUAAAGUCAUUCAUUUUGUGUAUAAAAUGUCUCUGGAAUGACCAGUCUUCCUUUAAAGAAUUUUUUAGGGAUUUAGAUGAAUAAAAAUAUGAAGCAAUGUG
Molecule: messenger RNA, 1406 nt
Organism: Melanotaenia boesemani (Boeseman's rainbowfish)
Lineage: Eukaryota; Metazoa; Chordata; Actinopteri; Atheriniformes; Melanotaeniidae
Exons: 5
Coding region: 446-1309 (287 amino acids)
Source: RefSeq, a predicted model, not a curated record